Hermetia illucens (black soldier fly) is the source of this 1436-nucleotide messenger RNA. RefSeq lists its product as uncharacterized. The transcript has 2 exons. Bases 570 to 1373 code for a protein of 267 amino acids. The record is from RefSeq and is a predicted model, not a curated record. Lineage: Eukaryota; Metazoa; Arthropoda; Insecta; Diptera; Stratiomyidae.
UUCUUGCAAUCAAUCCCAUAUUCGUGAUUGCAGUGCAGUAUUAGAUUGCUCUUGAAAACGCGUUUAAUGCGGAGCAUUCCUGAGGAGAAAGUUUCGUAAUUUAAAAUAUUUUCUAGAAAUUUUGUAACCUUCCUUAUCUCACCUUCUUUUGAACCAUUUAAAUUCUUGUGUGCGGUCAAAGAACCAUGCGUUGUUCAAACUAAAACCCAUUAAAUAAGGUUAACCCUAGCCUUCAUUUCCGAUAUCGCAACAAAGAGAGUGCACUUCUAUGAUCCCACGUUCAUUCCUACCCCGCGUCGUCUAGUGGUAGUUUUGCAAAGUGCUUUUACCUGUUCGCAGUGUGUGAAAAGCUAUAAAAACAGGUUCAAAAAAUGCUUGGGAAUUAUGCUAAAGUGAAAAUAAUGUUCUUGAAGGAGAUUAAGUGAAACCCUAAUUAGAGAUUUGGCAAAAAGAUAUCCCAUUGGAAUUUAAAUUGUUUCCGUGAACUACCGAAAAAGAGACUACGAGAAAUGAGAACGGAAGGGAUGACCUAUAUAUAACCUGCCAUCAAAAAAGAACUGCAUUUACGGAUGAGGAUUCAGUGUGUUGCGUUGUAUUUUACAGAAAGGAUGUUGAGCGUAAUUUUAAUAGUUAGUUUAGUAGCCUCAACACAGGCAGUUCCUCACCCGAAAAGCGAUGAACCCAAGAUUCUUAAUAAUUUGCCUAUAGAGAACGCUCAAGAUAAAACGACUUCAGUUAUUUCGCUUCCACACAAUGAUGACAUAUCAAUAAAAGAUAAUCAGUUCGCAUCAUCCCAGAUUUUAGAGAACCCUGCAUACGAUCCAUCCCUGUACCAAUCAUUCAUACCUCAAGAUGCUGUUCAACAAUACGUUAACCAAUUCGGCAGCCCAUAUGGAUCAUAUCCUUCAGUAUAUCAAAACCCGGGGUUCGCUGUUCAAACAGGGUACGAAGGAUAUUUAGUGCCUACGAUCCCGCAGCCAGAAGAAUCUACAUCUCUAACCAGCAUAGGUUUUUCAUUGCUACAAGGAUUCCUCUCUCGUUCAAUAAUUGGGUGGUUGACUAGGGCAGCAUCCUAUUUAGUUUCUGCAUUAGGAGUUGUUGUGUUUGGAGGAGCACUCACAACUGCCAUCUGCACAUUUACUCCAGUUUGUUCUAUUACCUUCGCAGCCCUGCCUUUCCUUCGACUCAAAGAAACUGCCAAGGAUAUUACAAAAACUCUAGGGGCUGAAAUAACAGCUGAUAGAGUGAGGCGGACAGCUGAACUUGUAAAGGAAGCUAUUGAAAAAUAUAGUGAAAUGCAAAAGGAGUUUGGAGCAAUAGAGGAAUCAAGCGUGCAGAAAAUUGAAAAAGAAAUAGUGGAAAAGCAUGAAUAGUCCUGGAUAUGUCAGUGAAGUUGUAUUAGUAAGUUUAAGUAAAUGAUAAGCUAGAGUUCAAUG